Messenger RNA from Frankliniella occidentalis (western flower thrips), 2022 nucleotides. RefSeq lists its product as uncharacterized. Gene Ontology annotation, biological process: transmembrane transport; monoatomic anion transport. The coding region runs from base 466 to 2016 and encodes 516 amino acids. Gene Ontology annotation, molecular function: transmembrane transporter activity. The transcript has 10 exons. The record is from RefSeq and is a predicted model, not a curated record. Lineage: Eukaryota; Metazoa; Arthropoda; Insecta; Thysanoptera; Thripidae. Gene Ontology annotation, cellular component: plasma membrane.
GACCUCCAGAGGCCGCUUGCUCUUGCGAUGGCCCCAAUCCCUCCGCAUGUUUCACAUACCAUUGCUGUGUCCCGAUUUUAUGGCUCGCACGCUCUCCCAUCAUCUCAUGACACGAAUUAAUAUAGCAUCCUGCGCUGUGUGUGUGUGUGUGUGUGUGUGUGUGUGUGUGUACCGUGCCGUGCAAAGGAAGCGCGCGUGUGUGAGUGUGUUGUACGCGUUGUGCGAGUGAGUGGUAGUGUGUGGUGAACGGAGCGAGUGAGACGCGCGCGCCGGCGUGCGAGCGAGAGGGUGUGUGAAUGUGGGUGCUCUUUGACGCCCUGAACGUGUGUUAGUUAUCAACAUCAGCCAGCAAAGACGACGACGGCAGAGGGCAGGCAGUCGCUAGGGGCCGCGCCGCACUCUGCAACUCGCCUCCUCCGGUAGUGGCCAGCGACCGCAGGACCGCAGAACCCCGCGGCAGCAGCGAUGGCCAGCGCCGUCCUCAUCUCUGCGCCAAGGCAGCGCUUCGGCGUGCGCCACCUCCAGGCCUCGCUCAUGGCCCUCACCUCGCUGGUGGCCUACACGCUGCGGGCCAACCUGAGCGUCGCGGUGGUCGCCAUGGUCCGUACGCCAUCUCCCGACGGCCCGGGCAACUCCAGCAGCAGCAGCCAAGGGGAGGGCAGCGCCGAGGAGUACGGCGUGGGCGGCGCAAGGGUGUUCGACUGGGAGGAGUGGCAGCGGGGCUGGCUGCUCAGCGCCUUCUUCUGGGGCUACACGCUGAGCCAGGUCCCCGGCGGCACGCUCUCCCACCGGCUCGGCGGCGCGCGCCUCCUCAAGUUCGUCAUCAUCUCCACGUCGCUCUUCACCGUGGCGUUCCCGCUGUGCGCCGAGUACGGCGGCUGGCUGGCCGUGUUCGCCAACCGCGUCGUGCAGGGUGUGACGCAGGGCCCGCUCUACCCGUCUAUUUACACCCUGCUGGGAGUGUGGGUGCCACCGCAGGAGAGAGAGUUCGUAACGACGCUCGUCAUGGGAACGCAGCUGCUCGCCCCAGCUCUGGCCUCCCCUGUGUGCGGCUACAUGGCCGCGAACUGGGGCUGGCCGUCCAUUUUCUACGCGUUUGGGGCUGCCGGGCUGUUCGUGGGCGGGCUGCUGUGCUGGCUGGCCUCGGACAAACCCUCCCUGGACACUCGGAUCUCGCCCGAAGAGGUGGCCUACAUCGAGAGCUCCCUUCAAAUGACAGAGUCCUCGUUAAAGAAGACGGCACCGCCACUCACACCGUGGCUCUCCGUCCUGCGUUCGCCGUGCGUAUGGGUGUUGUGGAUCAGCAUGUCCGUCCAGGCCAUGGCGUUCUUCAUCCUGCUCACCACCAUCCCGACGUACCUCAGCUCCGUGCUGGGCUUCAGCCUCGAGGAGAACGGGCUGAUCACCGCGCUGCCGUACCUCACCGGCUUCUUCGCCUCCUACCUGUUCAUGGGCGCAGCCAACGUCAUCAACUCCCGUAAGCUGCUCAACACUACCAACUCCAGGAAGCUCUUCAACGCCCUGGCGGGCGUCCCCAUCUCGAUAUGCGUGGUCGCCACGGGGUACGUCAGCUCGCCGGCCGUCUCCGUCGUGCUCAUCUGCCUGUCGAUGGGCUUCUUCGGCUCGACCAUCGUGGCCGUGCAGGCCAACUACCUGGACAUCGCACCCCUGCACUGCGGCCCGAUCUACUCGGUGGGCAACAUGAUGGCGGCGCUGCUGGGCGUGGCGGCGCCCAUCGCCGUCGGCUUCAUUGUGACCAACCCGAGGGACGUGCUCCAGUGGCGGAUCGUGUUCUGGUUGGAGCUCGUGUGCAUGUGUACCGCGGUCGUGUUCUACACCUGGCUGGGGUCCGGAGAGGUGCAGCCCUGGAACGACCCGGCGUACAACAAGAAAAAGACCUUCAAUAUCCAGGAGGUUGAACGCGCAGAAUCAGAGGACGACGAUGACGCUCUCAAAAAGGAUACCGACAACAAUUCUUCGGACCGAACAAUAAUGUGCAAUAAAAACGUUGAAUGAAACCUA